Molecule: messenger RNA, 495 nt
Organism: Penicillium argentinense
Lineage: Eukaryota; Fungi; Ascomycota; Eurotiomycetes; Eurotiales; Aspergillaceae
Exons: 1
Coding region: 1-495 (164 amino acids)
Source: RefSeq, a predicted model, not a curated record
AUGGUUGUCAUCUACGGAUUGCAUUGUUUCAACUCCUGGGCCGCGCAAGCCGCCCAGGGCAGAAUAAAGAAACAGUUACGUGAUACCUGGGGCCUAUUGUACUACAGGCAGGAAGCAGAGAUCGCAGGAAGACUGAAACCGGACGCGAGGAGCUCUUUGUUCGAUAUUCUGGACCCGGAGGUUAAUGCUUUGUUGCGCCACAUUCUCCAAGCACCGGCUGAGACUUUCGACCUCGUUGCUAGUGAAGCCGACGUCCUUGUCUCUAUGGGCUCGCUUGUGGAAACAUACAAGGCUCUUUACGAAGUCAUGGACAUCAUGCCCCACGACCUGUGGCUACAAUCUCAGACGAUUAGCGAAGACAUCUUUACUCGCGUCACAGAGGAGGAAACGGUAGUUGUACGUGAGGACGACGAGGCAACAAUGGGGACACAGAUGGAGACGACGCGUGAUGCGUCGAGGGCGAUGGAGGUUACCUAUUUAGCUGCAAUAGUGUAA